Messenger RNA from Colias croceus (clouded yellow), 1754 nucleotides. It is a transcript of the gene DNApol-epsilon58, whose product is annotated as DNA polymerase epsilon subunit 2. Lineage: Eukaryota; Metazoa; Arthropoda; Insecta; Lepidoptera; Pieridae. The record is from RefSeq and is a predicted model, not a curated record. The coding region runs from base 84 to 1658 and encodes 524 amino acids. Gene Ontology annotation, biological process: error-prone translesion synthesis; DNA-templated DNA replication. Gene Ontology annotation, cellular component: epsilon DNA polymerase complex. Gene Ontology annotation, molecular function: DNA binding. The transcript has a single exon.
GUUAGUUAGGUACAUUUAUUUUAAUUACUUAUAUUAAUUAUAAUUCCGUAAUGUGCAUUUAAUAUAAUAUAUUUUAUAAUAUAAUGGCAGAGUUGAAGGCAUUACGUUUGGAAAUAAACAAUGCUUUUAAACUCAGUGGUUUUACAAUACGUAGAGAAGCAAGCGGUUAUCUUGUCGAGCAAUUAAGUGGACUAUCAAAUAGUGAGAGAUUAAAAAUGAUUGAUAAAAUAACUGCACAUCUAUUACACCAAUGCCUUUCGCAACCAGUAUUAGAAAAAGAGCAUAUAGAAGUGGCAUUUAGAGAAUGUUGUUCCUCUGGGUUAGAAGAAACUGAAACAGUUUUGAAUAUAAUCGACGCAUUUAAUGUGCCCAAAAUUUCAUACGACAAUGAACGUAAGAAAUUUAUCAAAGAUGUUACAAGUAAUAAUUUGUAUGCAGAGCCUAAAUGGAAAGCUCAGUUUUUAAUAGAUAGAUAUACGGUCAUUUGGCAGAGAACUGCAAGAAAUAAAUUGUUUGCUAAAGACUCUUUACCCUCAAUGGAAAGUGAGAAUCGAUUUCAGCUUCGUAAAGUUGAAGUUUUGCUAAGUUCUUCAAGUAAAGUGGAUGAUGUUAUUGUGCUUGGACUUCUGACACAGUUAACUGAAGGAAAAUAUUAUCUAGAAGACCCUACUGGUAGUGUACUUUUAGACAUGACACAGACAAGGUAUCAUUCUGGUCUAUUCACAGAAAAUAGUUUUGUAUUGGCUGAAGGCUAUUAUGAUGAUAAAGUUUUGCAUGUUAUGGGCCUUGUCUUACCGCCAUCUGAAAGCAGAGCAGCUUCAAUGCCAUAUUUUGGCAACUUGAACACAUUUGGAGGCAAAUCAAAGUCCCUAUUGAAAAACUCACAGAACCUACUCAAAAUCGAACAGGAAAAUGAAGACGGUAUGAUUAUAUUCUUGUCAGAUGUCUGGUUUGAUAAUUUAAAAGUUAUUUCAAAGCUGAAAGCGAUGUUUUCUGGUUUUAAUGACUUCCCGCCAAUUGCAAUAGUGUUCAUGGGAGAGUUUCUAUCUUGUCCCUAUGGCUAUGAGCAUAGUACACAACUAAAAGCGGCUUUAAUAAAUUUAGCUGAUGUGAUAUAUCCAUUCACAAAAUUAAGAGAAACAUGUAAGUUCAUAUUUGUGCCUGGCAGAAGUGAUCCAAUUGCACCAAAUAUUCUUCCUAGACCAGCAUUACCAAACUUUGUUACUAAGGAAAUUUGUGAUAAAUUAGGCGAUUCUGUUAUAUUUACGACAAAUCCAUGUAGAAUACAGUAUUGUACACAGGAAAUAGUUGUUCUAAGGCAGGAUUUAGUAACGAAGAUGUGUAGGAAUGCAAUACAUUUUCCGGAAACUGGUGAUAUACCUGACCAUUUAACAAAGACGUUGCUGAGUCAAUGUACUUUAUCACCACUAUCAUUAGGUGUACAACCUGUUUUUUGGAAACAUGCAGACGCAUUAGGCCUAUAUCCGAUGCCUGAUGUUAUUGUUGUGGGUGACAAUUUCCAGCCAUAUACAAGAGCUUACCAAAAUUGCCAAGUUGUGAAUCCUGGAUCAUUUCCUCGUACAGAAUAUUCUUUUAAAGUUUAUGUGCCUGCGUCUAGAACUGUUGAAGACUCACAAAUACCUAAUGAAGAUAGUUAAUGCCGUGAACUUAAUAUUAUCAUGUGUGUGUAAAGUUUGUAAAUUAAAAUGUUAUUGUAAAUAUAAAAUUUAAUCAAAUAAAUGUAAUUGAAUAUU